Molecule: messenger RNA, 5638 nt
Organism: Molossus molossus (Pallas's mastiff bat)
Lineage: Eukaryota; Metazoa; Chordata; Mammalia; Chiroptera; Molossidae
Gene: BRCA1
Product: BRCA1 DNA repair associated
Exons: 23
Coding region: 32-5623 (1863 amino acids)
Biological process (GO): dosage compensation by inactivation of X chromosome; positive regulation of transcription by RNA polymerase II; double-strand break repair via homologous recombination
Cellular component (GO): BRCA1-A complex; nucleus; BRCA1-BARD1 complex
Molecular function (GO): ubiquitin-protein transferase activity; zinc ion binding; DNA binding
Source: RefSeq, a predicted model, not a curated record
UAUAUGUUCAAGUUUAUUGUAACAGGAAGAGAUGGAUUUAUGUGCUGAUCGUGUUGAAGAAGUACAAAAUGUCCUUAAUGCUAUGCAGAAAAUCUUAGAGUGUCCAAUCUGCACUAUUCCCAUAUGUUCUUGUUUAUUUCUCAAUCAACUGCCUACCACAACUAGAAUUCUGGAGUUGAUCAAAGAGCCUGUUUCCACAAAAUGUGACCACAUAUUUUGCAAGUUUUGUAUGCUGAAACUUCUCAACCAGAAGAAAGGGCCUUCACAGUGUCCUUUGUGCAAAAAUGAUAUAACCAAAAGAAGCCUACAAGAAAGUACAAGAUUUAGUCAGCUUGUUGAAGAGCUGCUGAAAAUUAUUCAUGCUUUUGAGCUUGACACAGGAUUACAGUUUGCAAACAGUUAUAACUUUUCAAAAAAGGGAAAUAAUUCUCCUGAGCAUCUAAAGGAAGAAGUUUCUGUCAUCCAAAGUUUGGGCUUCCGAAACCGUGCCGUAAGACUUCGACAGAGUGAAUCUGAAAAUCCUACCUUGCAGGAAACCAGUCUUAGCGUCCAACUCUCUAACCUUGGAAUUGUGAGAUCACUGAAGACAAAGCAGCAGGUACAAUCUCAACAUAAGUCUGUCUACAUUGAAUUGGGAUCUGAUUCUUCUGAAGAUACGGUUAAUAAGGCAAGUUAUUACAGUGUGGAAGAUCAUGACUUGUUACAAAUCACUCCUCAAGGAACCACGGCUGAAGCCAGUUUGAAUCCUGUAAAAAAGGCUGCGUGUGAGUUUUCUGAGGGCAUAACAAAUAUUGAACAUCAUCAAUCCAGUAGUAAAGAUUUGACCACCACUGAGAAGCAUGCAACUGAGAAGCAUACAGAAAAGGAUCAGGGUAUUUCUGUUUCAAACUUGCAUGUGGAGCCAUGUGGCACCAAUACUCAUGCCAGCUCAUUACAGCAUGAGAACAGCAGUUCACUACUUACUAAAGACAGAAUGAAUGUAGAAAAGGCUGAAUUCUGUAAUAAAAGCAAGCAGCCUGGCUUAGCAAGGAGCCAGCAGAGCAGAUGGGCUGAAAGUAAAGAAACAUGUAAUGAUAGACAAAUUCCCAACACAGACAAAAAGGUAGUUCUGAAUGCUGAUCCUCUGAAUGGGAGAAAAGAACCUCCAGGCUCUGACCAUCCUAGAGAUUCCCAAGAUGUUGCUUGGAUAACACGGAGUAGUAGCAUACAGAAAGUUAAUGAGUGGUUUUCCAGACGUGAUGAAAUACUAACUACUGGUGGCUCACGUAAUGAUAGGUCUGAAUCAAAUGUUGUAGUAGCUGGUGCAGUAGAAGUUCCAAAUGAAGUAGAUGGAUAUUCUGGUUCUCCAGAGAAAAUAGCCUCAAUGGCCCGUGAUCCUCAUUAUGCUUUAAUAUGUGAAAGAGUCUGCUCCAAACCACCAGAAAGUAGUAUUGAAGAUAAAAUAUUUGGGAAAACCUAUCGGAGGAAGGCAAGCUUCCCUAAUUUGAGCCACAUAAGUGAAAAUCUAAUUAUAGGAGCAUCUGCUGUAGAACCCCAGGUAACAAAAGAAUGUCCCCUCACAAAUAAACUAAAACGUAAAAGGAGAACAUCAAGCCUUCAUCCUGAGGAUUUUAUCAAGAAAGUAGAUUUGGCAGUUGUUCAAAAGACUCCUGAAAAGGUAAUUGAGGGAACUGACCAAAUAGAACAGAAUGGUCAUGUGAUGGCUAUUACUAAUAAUGGUCAUGAGAAUAAAACAAAAGAUGAUUAUGUUCAGAAAGAGAAAAAUGCUAACCCAACAGAAUCAUUGGAAAAAGAAUCUGCUUUCGCAACUAAAGCUGAGCCUAUAAGCAGCAGCAUAAGCAAUAUGGAACUAGAAUUGAAUAUCCACAGUUCUAAAGCACCUAAGAAAAAUAGGCUGAAGAGGAAGUCUUCUACCAGGCACAUUUAUGCACUUGAACUAGUAGUCAAUAGGAAUCCAAGCCCACCUAAUCAUACGGAACUACAGAUUGAUAGUUGUUCUAGCAGUGAAGAGGUGAAGGAAAAAAAUUCUGACCAAAUACCAGUCAGACAUAGCAAAAAGUUUCAACUCACGGAAGGUAAAGAACCUGCAACUGGAGCCAAGAAGAGUAACAAAUCAAAUGAACAAAUAAAUAAAAAACUUGCCAGUGAUGCUUUUCCAGAACUAAACUUAACAAACAUACCUGGUUUUUUAACUAAUGGUUCAAGUUCUAAUAAACUUCAAGAGUUUGUCAAUCCUAACCUUCAAAGAGAAGAAACAGAAGACAACCUAGGAACAAUUCACAUGUCUAAUAGUACCAAAGACCUCAAAGACCUGAUAUUAAGUGGAGGAAGAAGUUUGCAAACUGAUAGAUCUAUGGAGAGUGCCAAUAUUUUAUUGGUACCUGAAACUGAUUAUAGCACGCAGGACAGUAUCUCAUUACUGGAACCUGACACCCCAGGGAAGGCAAAAACAGCUCCAAAUCAACAUGCGGGUCUGUGUGCAGAAAUUAAAAACCCCAAGGAACUUAUGCAUGGUUGUUCUAAAGAUACUAGAAAUGACAGAGAAGACUUUAAGGAUCUGUUGAGACCUGAAGUUAACCACACUCAGGAGACAAGCAUAGAAAUGGAAGAGAGUGAACUUGAUACGCAGUAUUUACAGAAUACAUUCAAGGUUUCAAAACGUCAGUCAUUUGCUCUGUUUUCAAAUCCAGAAAAGGAAUAUGCAACAGUCUAUGCCCACUCCAGGUCCUUAAGGAAACAAAGUCCAAAAGUCACUCUUGAAUGUGGACAAAAAGAAAAUCAGGGAGAGAAAGAAUCUGAAAUCGAGUAUGUACGGACAGUUUACACAACAGCAGGCUUUCCUAUGGUUUGUGAGAAAGACGAAAAGCCAGAAGAAUAUGCCAAAUGUAGCAUGAAAGGAACCUCUAGCCUUUGUCAGUCACCUCAGUUAAGAGGCAACGAAACUGAUCUCACUAUUGGAAAUAAACCCAGAAUUUCACGAAACCCAUAUCAUAUGCCAUACAUUUCUCCCUUUGUUAAAACUGUAAGUAAGAAAAACCUGUCAGAGGGAAAGUUUGAGGAACAUUCAGUGUCACCUGAAAAAGCAAUGAGAAAUGAGAACAUUCAAAGUACAGUGAGCCCAAUUAGCCUAAAUAACAGAGAGAGCACUUUUAAAGAAGGCAGCUCAAGCAGUACUAAUGAAGUAGGCUCUAGUAUCAAUGAAGUAGGUUCCAGUGGUGAAAACAUUCAAGCAGAACUGGCUAGAAACAGAGGAUCAAAAUUAAAUACUAUGCUCAGAUCAGGUCUCAUGCAACCCGAAGUCUAUAAACCUAGCCUUUCCUUAAGUGAUUGUGAACAUCCUGAAAUAAAAAGACAAGGAGAAAAUGAAGGAGUAGUUCAGGCUGUUAAUGCAGAUUUCUCUCCAUGUCAAAUUUCAGAUAAUUUAGAACAAUCUAUGGGAAAUAGUCCUGCUUCUCAGGUUUAUUCUGAGACACCAGAUGACCUGUUAAAUGAUGAUGAAAUAAAGGAGAAUAGCAGCUUUGCUGGAAGUGGCAUUAAGGAAAGAUCUGCUAUUUUUAGCAAAAGUGUCCAGAAAGAAGAAUUCAGAAGGAGCCCUAGCCCCCUUGUCCAUACACAUUUGACUCAUACUCGCCAAAGAGGGGCCAGGAAAUUAGAGUCCUCAGAAGAGGACAUGUCUAGUGAGGAUGAAGAGCUUCCUUGCUUCCAACAUUUAUUAUUUGGUAAAGUAAGCAGUAUGCCUUCUCCAUCUACCAGACAUAAUGCUGUUGCCACAGAGAGUCUGUCUAAGAAAACAGAGGAGAACCUAGUAUCAUUAAAGAGUAGCUUAAAUAACUGCAGUAACCAGGUAAUGUCAGCAAAGGCAUCCCAGGAACAUCACCUUAGUGAAGACACAAGAUGUUCUGGUAGCUUAUUUUCCUCACAGUGCAGUGCAUCCGAAGACUUGACCGCUAAUACAAACACCCAGGAUCCUUUCUUCAUAUUUGAUUCUCCUUCCCAAGAAGGGAGGCACCAGUCUAAAAACCAGGAAGUUCUGAGUGACAAGGAAUUGGUUUCAGACGAUGACGAAAGGGAAACUGGCCUGGAAGAGGAUAAUCAAGAAGAACAGAGUGCGGAUUCAAACUUAGAUGAAGCAGCAUUUGAGUAUGAGAGUGAAACAAACCUCUCUGAAGACUGUUCAGGACUGUCCUCUCAGAGUGAUAUUUUAACCACUCAGCAGAGGGAUACCAUGCAAGAUAACCUGAUAAAGAUCAAGCAGGAAAUGGACCAAUUGGAAGCUGUGUUAGAGCAGCAGGGAAGCCAGCCUUCUAACAAAUCCCCUUCCCUCAUAGCUGAUUCUUGUGCUUCAGAGGACGUACUAAAUCCAGAACAGAACACAUCAGAAAAAGUAAUAACUUCAGAGAAAAGUAGUGAAUAUCCUAUAAGCCAGAAUCCAGAAAACCUUUCUGUGGACAAGUUUCAAGAGUCUCUGGGUAGUUCCAUCAGUAAAAGUAAAGAACAAGAAGAGGAAAGGUCUUCUGAAUCCCAGUUGUUAGAUCACAGGUGGUAUGUAUACCACCACUCACAGAGUCUUCGGAACAGAAACUGCCCAUCUCAAAAAGAGUUCACUAAGGGUGUUGUUGAAGAGGUGCCACAACUAACCAAGUCUGAGGCCCAAGAUUUAGUGGAGCAAUCUUAUUUGCCAAGACAAGAUUUAGAGGGAACCCCUUACCUAGAAUCUGGAAUCAGCCUCUUCUCUGAUGACCCAGAGUCUGAAGACAGAGCUUCAGAGCCAAUUCAUGUUUAUAGCAUACCAACUUCAGCCUCUGCAUUGAAAUUACCCCAAUGUCAAGUUGAAGAAUCUGCCAAGAGUCAAGUGGUUGCUCAUACUACUAAUACUGCUGGGUAUAAUGUGAGGGAAGAAACUGUGAGCAGGGAGAAGCCAGAAGUGAUAUCUUCAAUAAAAACAGUCAACGAAAGAAUAUCUAUGGUGGCAUCAGGCUUGACCUCAAAAGAAUUUAUGCUUGUGCACAAAUUUGCCAGAAAACACCACAUCUCUUUAACAAAUGUAAUUACUGAAGAGACUACUCAUGUCAUCAUGAAAACAGAUGCUGAGUUUGUAUGUGAACGGACACUGAAAUAUUUUCUAGGAAUUGCAGGAGGAAAAUGGGUAGUUAGCUAUUUCUGGGUGACCCAGUCUAUUAAAGAAAGAAAGAUUCUAGAUGAGCGUGAUUUUGAAGUCAGGGGAGAUGUUAUCAAUGGAAGGAACCACCAAGGUCCAAAGCGAGCAAGAGAAUCCCAGGACAAAAAGAUCUUCAGGGGCCUAGAAAUCUGUUGCUAUGGACCUUUUACCAACAUGCCCACAGAUCAACUAGAGUGGAUGGUGCAGCUUUGUGGGGCUUCUGUGGUGAAGGAGCCUUCAUCCUUCACCCUCGGCAAGGGUACUCACCCCAUUGUGGUCAUGCAGCCAGAUGCCUGGAUAGAUGACAGCGGCCUCCACGUGAUUGGGCAGAUGUGUGAGGCAACUGUGGUGACCCGGGAAUGGGUAUUGGACAGCGUAGCCCUCUACCAGUGCCAGGAGCUGGACACCUACCUGAUACCCCAGAUUCCCGACGCUGCUGCUGAUUCCCACCAACUAUGUGCAUAGUGUAUACAGAGCCUG